AUGGGGGGAGGAGGAGGAGGAGAGUGUCAUGCAAUAGGGAUUGACUUAGGGACAACCUAUUCAUGCGUAGCAGUAUGGGAGCACGAUCAUGUAGAAAUCAUAGUGAAUGAUCAGGGAAACAGGACAACUCCAUCUUAUGUUGCCUUUACUGACUCAGAGCUAUUCGUAGGCGACGCUGCAUUUAACCAGAUCAUUAAAAAUCCCACAAACUCAAUCUUUGAUGCAAAGCGUUUAAUAGGCAGGAGAUAUAGUGACGCCUCAUUUCAAAAUGAUCUUAAACUCUGGCCAUUCAAGGUUACUGAAGGUCCUGCUGAGAAGCCCAUGAUUGUAGUUACCCACAAGGGCGAAGAGAAACAGUUUUCUGCUGAAGAAAUCUCAUCUAUGGUUCUCGCAAAGAUGCGGGAAGUUGCUGAGGCUUAUCUUGGUUCACCUGUGAAAAAUGCAGUUAUCACCGUCCCUGCCUACUUCAAUAAUUCACAGCGUCAGGCUACAAAUGAUGCCGCAGUCAUUGCUGGCCUAAACGUGAUGCGUAUCAUCAACGAACCAACUGCAGCAGCCAUUGCUUAUGGACUUGACAGAAAGGGCGGCUGGUAUAGCAAGAGAAAUGUUAUGAUAUUUGAUUUCGGCGGUGGUACACUAGAUGUGUCAUUGCUUACAAUAGGUGAUGGUAUAUUCGAAGUGAAGGCUACAGCUGGAGACACUCACCUUGGAGGUGAAGAUCUUGAUAACAGAAUGGUGAGCUAUUGUGUUGAGGAAUUCAAGAAAAAGCACAAUCUAGACAUCACUGGAAACUCUAGAACUCUUAGGAGGUUAAGAAAUGCAUGUGAGAAGGCAAAGAGGAGACUUUCAUUUGCGUCUAUAGUUGACAUUGAAAUUGAUUGUUUGGAUUUCUAUACUACUAUCACUCGAGCCAAGUUUGAACAACUCAACAAAGACUUGUUCAACAAGUGCAUGGACCCUGUGAGAAAGUGUUUAAGCGAUGCUAAAAUGAAGAUAAGCAAUGUCCAUGAUGUUGUUCUUGCGGGUGGCUCUUCUAGAAUUCCCAAAGUGCAGGAACUAUUAAAAGAUGUCUUCAAAGGGAAGGAGCUGUGCAAGGGAGUUAAUCCAGAUGAGGCAAUCGCCUAUGGAGCUGCUGUUCAAGCUGCAGUUUUGAAGGGGCAUCAAGAUCGGAAACUUCAAGACUUCGCUCUCUUGGAUGUCACCCCUCUGUCACUUGGGUUGGAGAGUACCAAACUUGAUAGGCUCGAGAAAUACAUGAAUGUUGUGAUUCCAAAGAACACGAGAAUACCUGUGAUGAAGAGAACAAAAAUAACUACUAUUUAUGACAACCAACGGUCGAUCGAAUUCCCCAUAUAUGAGGGUGAGAGUAGAGUAGCCAAAGAGAAUAAGUUUUUGGGCGAAUUUAGCCUCUUCGACAUUCCUCUGGCUCCCAAGCAUGUUCCUAGGUUCAAUGUUUGCUUUGAUAUUGACGCAAGUGGUAUCCUGCGUGUCUCAGCAGAGGACAUGGCUACUGGGCAGAGAAAAGAGAUUACGAUCAACAGUGACAGAAGAAAUUUUGGAAUUGAGAACUUGAGUCUUGCUGACAGUCGAUAG
Messenger RNA from Rosa chinensis, 1593 nucleotides. Its product is annotated as heat shock 70 kDa protein 4. NCBI's taxonomy places the organism in Eukaryota, Viridiplantae, Streptophyta, Magnoliopsida, Rosales, Rosaceae. Gene Ontology annotation, biological process: protein refolding; cellular response to unfolded protein. Gene Ontology annotation, cellular component: cytoplasm. The transcript is spliced from 2 exons. The coding region runs from base 1 to 1593 and encodes 530 amino acids. The record is from RefSeq and is a predicted model, not a curated record. Gene Ontology annotation, molecular function: ATP-dependent protein folding chaperone; ATP binding; heat shock protein binding.